Aspergillus steynii IBT 23096 is the source of this 2314-nucleotide messenger RNA. Its product is annotated as putative ubiquitin conjugating enzyme E2. The transcript is spliced from 3 exons. Lineage: Eukaryota; Fungi; Ascomycota; Eurotiomycetes; Eurotiales; Aspergillaceae. The coding region runs from base 496 to 1959 and encodes 487 amino acids. The record is from RefSeq and is a predicted model, not a curated record.
UUGGCCGUGGCAACAAAUAACAACGAGGGACUGAGGCAGACAAGAGUGCCCCUUGAAUGACGCUAGUCCCAACAGGCAUUAAUUGCACUUCCCAAAACGCGUCGCCUCACGCGUCAGUCACAUGACCGCCACGUCCUUGCCUGCGGGCCGCAUGGGGACUAGCUCCGUCCGCGUCACAUCAUCAAAACAAAAGAAGGCAAACAUCGCAGACGUCGGGGCAACCGAAAUCUAGACAAAGCUGGCCGCUGAUCGACGCUUUCCUCUUUUUGCGCCGUCGAACUUGGCUGACUGAUUCCGUUGCAUGGGUCUGGCCUACUUCUGUCAAAUCGGACUUUAUCUUUUUUCAGGGAGCACGGUUCCGGAGAGCCAUUGAUUCCAGUUGGACCUUGGUCACCCUGUGGCACCACAGCAUACCUGGAUCACCGUCGAUAGCGGCCAGAUCGUACCACCACCACUGUUCAUUCGACUCGUCUAUACGUGGACAUCAGAGACAAGAUGCCAUCUGGCCUCCGACGUCUCGCGGCAGACCACGCCGCCCUGCACGAGGACCUCCCUCCAAACUACCUUCAUCCCUCCGACGACUCAGGCGAUGAUUUGACUCAGCUCACGACCCUGCUGGCCGGUCCGCAGGGCACGCCGUACUCGCAGGGUCUAUGGCGAUUGCACCUGAAGAUGCCCGAGGAUUACCCCAAGAGCCCACCCAAAGCGACGUUCAGAACUCGCAUAUGGCAUCCGAACGUGGAGGAAUCGACGGGGGCUGUUUGUGUGGAUACCUUGAAGCGGGACUGGAAGCAGACGUUGACGUUAAAGGAUGUUCUUAUCACAAUCUCGUGUCUCCUCAUCUAUCCAAAUCCCGAUUCCGCCUUGAAUUCCGCAGCUGGAUCCCUUCUUCAGGAAAACUACGAGGCUUUUGCCCGCCAGGCAAAGCUGAUGACGUCGAUUCAUGCGCCUGUGCCGGCGGACAUGAAAAACGCAGUGUCGGAGGCAAAACUACGAGGGGAGGAUGCGGGAACAGUGAUCCCAGAACAGGAGGAUGCCCGACUAUUACGGUCUCGCAAGAACGUCAAGACUCAAACAUUGACGAUGAAGAAAACCACCGCACCCACCAUCACCACCCCUACCCCACCGACAACAUCAAAACCGCAACCGUCCCCAUACCAAUCCGACAACCAAGAUACUUCCGACGAAGAAGACGACGAGAACCAAUUUGAUGACACCGAAAACGACUCCCCCGCCCCUAUCUUCUCCGACGACGAGGAAAACCUCUCCGCCGCCAGCAAAGAGAACGAUCCCUCGCUCUCCCCAUCCCCAGUCAAAUUCUUCUCGUCCAGUCCCCGUAAGAAUGCCUUCGGCAAACGACCCCUCUCCGUCCUCACAGUCCCAGUCGACUACCCAGACCCGUCCUCAGCAAUGGGCAGGGAGAUGGACUCAGACGGAGACACGACCGACACCGACAGCGAUCACCCCAUGACAGCCUCCGAAAAGAACAUCGCCGCCAACUACCCCUCCAGCAUCAGCGACCCCCAAUACAACGACGCCCUCGACGGCUCCCCGCAGCGCAAAUCCCCGAAACUCUCCCUCCUCCACAAAGGCGCCAACUCCUCCGGCCGCGUCCGCGACGACCUUAAGAUCUUCGAGGACGUGCCCCCGGCAGGAAACACAAUGAAUCUAGACCGCCAACUCAGCGGCGACGGCAAAGAGAACCACGAAUCCUCCUCUUCUUCCUCCACAGGCCCCAAGGGUCUUCGAUCCCGCAAACCGCUCUCCACCUCUUUCCCGUCCUCCAUCCUCGCCCUCUCGUCAACACCCACAGCCACCAUCGCCAACGCCUGUCCCGCUCUCGGCGCUGGCCCCGGCCUCUCAACCCUCUCACGACCAGGUCUUCUGGGGUCCAGAAAGGUCUCCGGUGCCGGGACGAUGAAGAAAGCGAAACCGCGUCUCGGGAUCCGGAGACUAUAAAUCUUAAUUCUUUCUUUCUGUUUUUUUAGCAUUCAUCCCGGAACCCUCUAUUCCCCCCUUUAUCCUUUUUAUCUUAUUUUUGUUUUAUUCUAUGCCCUUGUCAGGGUGACGGGGUUUGCGCAUUGGCAUUACGUUUUAUGUUCAAAGUUCAAAAUUCAAGCAUGGGGAAUGGAUUCGGACUGGCGUGCAUGGCAUCUCUCUUCAUGAACCGGGAGGGACGGAUUGAGCGAGUGCAUUGGGUUGAUUAGGUGCUUUGGGGACGUUGGAUUGAUGGCGAUUGCAUGUUUUAUUGGAGUUACUUGAUUUAUCCGGAUAGAGUUGGUAUACUUGCUUAUCGAACAAAACUUAGUUAGCG